Messenger RNA from Sycon ciliatum, 1789 nucleotides. Its product is annotated as protein HEG homolog 1-like. The record is from RefSeq and is a predicted model, not a curated record. The coding region runs from base 206 to 1297 and encodes 363 amino acids. The transcript is spliced from 6 exons. Lineage: Eukaryota; Metazoa; Porifera; Calcarea; Leucosolenida; Sycettidae. Gene Ontology annotation, molecular function: Notch binding; calcium ion binding.
GAAAGCCAUUGCUUGUAAUUUCUUGCUGGUGAGCUUUCAAAAAGUAAGAUUGUACUGUUAGUUGCGGGUCAGACUACUUUUGACUUACUUUGAAGUGAAAAUACUUUUCCCUAAGUGCAGUCGGAGUUUGUAGAGGGCCUAUAUCCCCGAAAGGACGUGUUGAAGUUAACCGCCCAGCAAAACAAUAGAAGGUCACUGUUUCGUUAUGUCGCCAAAUUACUUCUUACCCGCCAUCAUGUUGCUACUGGCAACGGCUGCUUUUAGCGUGGCAGAUCCACUCCCACCGUCGCCAAGUUCCGCAAAUAUGACGUCAACCGGCGGUGAAAGCUGCAUGGUUCGUUGGAUGCUCCAGUCCGGCGUAGAGCUGGCGAUGGCCGAGAAGUACGAAGGUGUGUUCAAGACCAUUGGAAUGACAGAAACUAAGCUAAUUGAGCUGGACACUGAUGUCCUGGCUUUCCUGAUGGGAAUGACGGCUGACCAUGCCACUAUGCUCAAGUCCUGCCUGGAUGGUACCAAUCCUGUAUGUGCUGAUGCGUUCGACCCGUGCAACACGGAGGGAGAGUGUGCGUUCAACACUGACACUCGUUCAUACAUGUGCCAAUGCCAACCAGGCAGAACAGGACAGUAUUGCGAGAAUGAGAUAGACGAGUGUGCCAGUGCACCGUGUCAGAAUGGCGGACGGUGCAUCGACGCACUCAACAGUUUCACGUGUGAUUGCUCAGUUGGCUACGAGGGAGACGUAUGUCAAACACGUUGGCUCACACGAGAUUUGUUUCAAACGCUUAACGCUAGUUUGGCGAUGGAGAAAGCAAACGUCGACGUCCUUCAGUCGCAGUUAGCUGAAGCGAACCGUACAUUGCAGGAGUUACAACAAUGCAAUGCGCCAUCACUCGGGUUCGCCUAUACAGCGCAUACAGGAAAUGUAGGUGGAAUUCAGCAAUUGUCUAGCGUCCAUGUCACCAAGAAGCGUGCAUCCACACUUCUGAGAAUCACAUACUCAACCAACAUUAAAACUACUGGACCUUUCACAGCGUCAGAGUGGUUUGCUAAAAUUGACGGUCAAGAGUGUACUCAGCCAUCAAGUAUCAAAUUCGUUCACUACCGACAAGAACCAGAUGACGUAAUUAUUCCUGGAUAUCUAGAGGGUCUGUGCAGAGCGACAAGUUCGGGACCUAUCACACAAGGCCGUCACGAGAUCACAAUUCACCCCGGAAGAGUUCCAGGGUACAAGCAUCAUGCUAACUCGGGGUGGAAUUCACCAUCUCUUCUGCAAGUCCGGGAGAUCUGUGACCAAUAAGCCAUUUUUGUCGCGAAAGAGACACUGGUAUCUAAUUUAGAAAGUGUAUUGUCCAUUUUGACUUUCUCACAGGGUUUAACGUCACACUCCUCAAUCUAUAUCUAGUUUGUAAAUGUUUUCUGUUGAUCGCUAAGUACGUGAAACUCGGAGCAAAAACACUUUUUUCGUCCUCUCAUUAUUGUUAUUUCUAUUUCUGUGCAUUCCUAUGUAUUUAUAUGUACAUAAAUUCCUAUGAGUUGCUGUCUGAUGAAUGAUGAUGGGUUAAAAACGGUAAACCUCAGACUUACAGCAGAAACGCUUUUGAUUCCUCUCAGAUUCCUCUCAAAUCUGUAUGUUUUCUAUGUACAUGUACCGGUGUUUUACACUUCUGUUCACAGCAGUGGCCAAAAGAUUGUCAGAGAGAUCCUUUUUCAGUUUUUAUGAUUCAUUGUUCCUAUGUGAACGCAGAACAAUAUUGAGUUUGGAGGUACAUCCAGCCUCUUGAACCUCUUC